GGUUACUCACUGCCCUGGAGGUGGGGGCCGGGCUCCCGCCGGGCUCGUGCGUCCUGCGCCCGCCGAGGCGGUGCCGAGCCCGCCGGCUCCCGAUUGUCCUUCGCCGCGGCUGCGGUUGCUGCCUCUUCGCCUCCCGAGCCGGGGCCGCAGGGGCCGGAGCGGUCGCGCCUCCCGCGGGCCACGGCUGCCCGGAGCAGAAACGGCCUGCUCGAUAUAUAAAUCUUGGUGGACAGCGUGGCUGCAGGCCAUCAAGCUGGAAUUCCCUGUGACUUUCUAAGCGGAGAGGGUUUGGUGUGCGUGGUCUAAGCCUGAGGCUUGCAUCAUGCCAGCUUUAUCGACAGGAUCUGGUAGUGACACAGGUCUGUAUGAGCUGUUGGCUGCUUUGCCAGGCCAGCUGCAGCCACAUGUGGACAGCCAGGAAGACCUGACCUUCCUCUGGGAUAUAUUUGGUGAGAAGAGCCUGCAUUCACUGGUAAAGAUUCAUGAAAAGCUCCACUACUAUGAGAAGCAGAACCCCGUGCCCAUUCUCCACGGCGCAGCAGUCUUGGCUGAUGAUCUGGCUGAAGAGCUUCAGAACAAGCCAUUAAACAGUGAGAUCAGAGAGCUGUUGAAACUCCUGUCAAAACCCAAUGUGAAGGCUUUGCUUUCUGUACAUGAUACUGUGGCUCAGAAGAAUUAUGAUCCUGUAUUACCUCCAAUGCCAGAUGAUAUUGAUGAUGAGGAAGACUCAGUUAAAAUCAUUCGUCUGGUCAAAAAUAGAGAACCACUGGGAGCUACCAUUAAAAAAGAUGAGCAGACUGGAGCCAUCGUUGUGGCUAGAAUCAUGAGAGGAGGAGCUGCAGAUAGAAGUGGUCUUAUUCAUGUUGGUGAUGAACUUAGGGAAGUGAAUGGGAUUCCAGUCGAGGAUAAAAGACCUGAGGAAAUAAUUCAGAUUUUGGCUCAGUCUCAGGGGGCAAUUACAUUUAAGAUUAUACCCAGCAUCAAAGAGGAGACACCAUCCAAAGAAGGCAAGAUGUUUAUCAAAGCCCUCUUUGACUAUGACCCUAAUGAGGAUAAAGCAAUUCCAUGUAAGGAAGCUGGGCUUUCUUUCAAAAAGGGAGAUAUUCUUCAGAUUAUGAGCCAAGAUGAUGCAACAUGGUGGCAAGCAAAGCAUGCAGGUGAUGCCAAUCCCAGGGCAGGUUUGAUUCCCUCAAAGCAUUUCCAGGAAAGGAGAUUGGCUCUGAGACGACCAGAAAUACUAGUUCAGCCCUUCAAAGUUUCCAGCAGGAAAUCAUCUGGUUUUAGGAGAAGUUUUCGUCUUAGUAGAAAAGAUAAGAAAACAAAUAAGUCCAUGUAUGAAUGUAAGAAGAGUGAUCAGUAUGACACAGCUGAUGUGCCCACAUAUGAGGAAGUGACACCGUAUCGGCGGCAAACGAACGAAAAAUACAGACUUGUUGUCCUGGUUGGUCCUGUGGGAGUGGGUUUGAAUGAACUGAAACGAAAGCUGCUCAUCAGUGACACACAGCACUAUGGUGUGACUGUACCCCACACGACCAGAGCAAAAAGAAGCCAGGAAAGCGAUGGUGUGGAAUAUAUUUUCAUUUCCAAACACUUGUUCGAGACAGAUGUACAAAAUAACAAGUUUAUUGAAUACGGUGAAUAUAAAAACAACUACUACGGCACAAGCAUAGACUCCGUUAGGUCUGUCCUGGCUAAAAACAAAGUUUGUUUGUUGGACGUUCAGCCUCACACAGUGAAGCAUUUAAGGACCUUAGAAUUUAAGCCCUACGUGAUAUUUAUAAAGCCUCCAUCAAUAGAGCGCUUGAGGGAGACAAGAAAAAAUGCAAAGAUUAUUUCAGGCAGAGAUGACCAAGGUGCUGCAAAGCCUUUUACAGAAGAAGACUUUCAGGACAUGAUUAAAUCUGCACAGAUAAUGGAAAAUCAAUAUGGUCAUCUUUUUGACAAAAUUAUAGUAAAUGAUGACCUCACUGUGGCAUUCAAUGAGCUAAAAACAACUUUUGACAAAUUAGAGACAGAAGCCCACUGGGUCCCAGUGAGCUGGUUACAUUCAUAACUAAGGGAAAUUCCCACGAUCAUCUUUUUUGUAGAGUGCAUGAUGAAAUCAGUUACCAUUCUGGUGGUAGGGUUUGGUUUUUUUGUUUUUUGUUUGUUUGUUUUUUAAUCUAGAUCACUGUUGUAGAUGUGUAAUCCUGCUUAAAACUGAAUGUUGGUUUUGUUUGUAUCUUUAUCCAGCCUUAUUUCAAACACAAUAUUUGACUAUAGAUCCAAAAUCAAAAUUUGCACAGUACUGUAUUUUGAGCACAGCUUUGGACCUUCUGGUUGUCCUUAAUAUACAGCUAUAUCUCCAAGAUGAGGUUGGACUUUUUAGAGAGAAACAGCUAGAGAAUUGAUACUGGAGUUCAGUGCUUUAGUGAUCUGAGACAAAGCCUCUCCAUCACGUUAACAGUUGAAGGUAUUAACUUAGCAGCCUUGAGCCACUCCAGGCAAGCAGGACAGCUUUAUAGAUUCAUCCAGGCCAACAGUAAGGCAUCCUCUUACUGUUCUAAAAGCGCAACCUUUUUCUUACAUAUAUAUAAUAUAGUCAGAGUGUCUUUAAAAAUUUUUCUUAAAGGAAUUAUGAAACAUUUGCCUUAGUGGCCUUCAUGUUAUAUCUUGAAAAGGCCUCGUAGGACUACAUAUCAGUGGCUCAGAUAUUUAAUGAGAGAAGAUAGACUUUUAAAAAUGAUUACGUAUGUAACUAAAAGCCUAUCUUUGUGGUAUUAGUCUUUGUAAAGAUGAUGAUAUCUUGGGGCAAGUAAUGACUACAAAGGACAUUUUAAUUUAUAAAUCCUGAGACAGGAUUUCUGGAGUCACCAUCCAGUAAGUUAAAAGAAUGUGAUUCCUAUUCUAAAAGUGGAUGUUUUACUGUUAAUUGAUAGUUAAAAGGUCAUCAUUUUUCACAUGUGCAAAUGAUCAUAUAUUUAAAUCACGCUAAGAUGUAUUUUAGAAAACUUUUCAUGUAAUGUUAACAUACCUCCUCUUCAUCAUCAAAAUAAUUCUUAACACUGGUCAGAUACCAUCUUAAUCUUGCCAUUUUUAAAGAAUUUUAAGAAAGACUCUUGUAAAUAUUUAGAUGGGCUUUCUUUUCUUUGUUACUACUGAACUUCAAACAAAUCACAUAGCUCAAGAUAUUAGAAAUGUCCUAAGUUGUAUAAGAGAACAUGUCUUGCCAUUCUUGCAUGCAGUAAGACCCUGCCAAUCAAAAAUCAUUGCAUCUGUGACUUUCAAACAGAAAAUAUUUUUGUUGAUUUGUAAAGAGUUUAGAUGUCAUGUUUAAAGAAAAAUAGAAUGUAGUGAAAUUUUAUAUAUUUAUGAAAUCUUUGAAAGGCAUAUUUUUUUUAAUUAUCAAAUGGAGCUAUUCAUAAAAUAAAUUGUAUGUCAUAAUUUAAAAUAGUUUUAUAAGUCAGGGUCAACAUUCCAUGUAAAUAUUUGACCUUUGUUCAUACACAGAUAGAUCCACAAGUCUGUUAUGUGCACUGCAUAUUUGGUAGCAUUAUCCACUGGAUUUCCUUUAGACAUGUCAAAUUUCAUAUUAGAAACAGAGAUAAAAACUACUGCAAUGCCCUUGAUACACACUCAUACCAAAAUAAUCAGACUACAUGUUACUUAACAUGAUCCAAACAGUGAGUUCUAAGUUUAUAAACUCAAUAGCAAGCAAUUUAGUUUUUAAAAGACGGAGGAAGAGGGUUGCUAGACUGAUACUAAAGCCAUACUUUAAAGUUGUAUGGCUGCUCUAAGAAAAUAGAAGUCUUACGUGGAGAGUUUGGGUAGAAUAUACUCCGCUUUAAACACUGACAAAAAUUUCCUAUAAAUCAAGACUUCCUGUAUAAAGAGUACUGGGAAACAUAUAAUCAUCUAGGCAAUUGUCUGAAUAAGUUAGGCAGUCCAGAUUCUUUACUGUGGCGGCAAUGGGGUAUUUAAAAAUAUAACUGUCCAAAUCUUACUCCCUUUUCAUACUAGAAUUGAACAAUGUUUGUUUUUAAAUGAGAGGGGGCACCUUAGCAAUUUGAGAAAUCUUUGAUUAGGUAUAUGGCUUUCCAAGUGACAUUUACACGGCCAUUUUGCUGUUUAGAGAUUAGGUUAAAACCAAGGAAGGCAAGGAAGGUAGCGCCAAGGGCUCAUUGCUAACUGUUGUAGAAGGCCCUGGACUCUGCGUCUGCACUGAGACCACCACCUCCUCCUCCUCCAGCAAGGAGAUGCACAUAGCCCCCUCCACUAUACUAGUUUGGCCGGCUCCCAACAGUGUCAGCCACUAUUUGAGAGAAGAGGAAUGUUUAUAUUUUUGAGUCCAUAUAUUUAAAAUCCAAGAUUGAGAAGGAAAUUCUAUAUUCCUGUGAUUACCAAAUUAGAGUCAGUUAAACCAUAAAAAGAUGAAACUGUCAUAUUUUUUUCCCACUGUUUUACUCAUAGAGAUGUUCUUAAGGCUGACAUUCCUGGUAUCGUAUUAUGAUUGAAUGUAUCUAAAUCAUAAUAAUUUAAAAUUGACAAACAUAAUCUUCAUAGAUUUACAAAACUGUUAUUAAAAGCUUCUUAAAGAA
Molecule: messenger RNA, 4577 nt
Organism: Nyctereutes procyonoides (raccoon dog)
Lineage: Eukaryota; Metazoa; Chordata; Mammalia; Carnivora; Canidae
Gene: MPP7
Product: MAGUK p55 scaffold protein 7
Exons: 17
Coding region: 323-2053 (576 amino acids)
Biological process (GO): protein localization to adherens junction
Cellular component (GO): plasma membrane; cell-cell junction
Molecular function (GO): protein binding
Source: RefSeq, a predicted model, not a curated record